Molecule: messenger RNA, 2782 nt
Organism: Schistocerca piceifrons (Central American locust)
Lineage: Eukaryota; Metazoa; Arthropoda; Insecta; Orthoptera; Acrididae
Gene: spn-F
Product: protein spindle-F
Exons: 8
Coding region: 373-1740 (455 amino acids)
Source: RefSeq, a predicted model, not a curated record
AACUUAUAUAAUCACUGGUGUGAUUGCGCGAUCCGUGAUGUUAUUGUAGCAGGAGAUACGGGGAGAGCAAAUAUGAAGUGCGUGGUUUCGUGUUGUUAGCAGUGACAGGGGAUUAUCUGGCAGCUUCUGGCAUAAUGGUGUGCUCGAAAAUUAAUACCAACAUUCUAGUGCUUCCCGUGCAAAAUUUCAUCAUCUUUUUCGAAGCGAGAUAAACAACUGAUGUUGUGUGACAGUAUGGUCAACUAUCAGCUGAUAGGAUAUCAGUAGACGGAAGUGGUAUUUCGAGAUCAGUGUUUUUUAGUGUCCCAGGUAGCAGCUGUCGCCGUGUCCCGCACCGGGUGGCAGGCAGGCGGUCCGGCCGUGCGGGAGAAAAUGAGUGCGGAGGCCGGCACCGCUCGUGCGGGCGGCUGCGCCGAGCGUCCCGGAACGCCAGGUGCGGAGGUGCAGUGCCCGCAGCAGUACGCCGUGCAGGUGGCCCUCGUCACGAUGAAGGAGCGCUGCCAGAAGCUGCAGGAGCGCCUCAUCUCGCUCGAGAAGGAGAACGCCACCCUCAGGGCCUCGUCCACUGCCACCGACGGCAGCGCGAGUGCCGGCAAUGGCGCCCCCGCGUCUGCCGUGGAGGCGAAGCUUCGAGAAAAGGUGGUGCACCUACAGAGCCAGAAGUCCCACCUGACUCACCAGAUCUUCAUCGUGGCGUCGGAGAACAAGAAGCUGUUCGACAGACUGUCGCGUCUGACGGAGGCCAACCGCUCCCUCGGCAGUCACCUGUCCCGUAUCUCGAACACGCUGAACAGGCACGACACGUCCGUGUCCGUAGAUUUCAGCGACUCGGUGUCCGUGUCGGGGGAGAAAGUGACGACGGAAACGGUGGCGAACGCCGUGUCGCGGUCGCUGUCUCCGUCGGACCUCAGCAGCGUCAGCCUGCGGCCUGAGCCCGAAGGUGCCAGAACUGCUGGAGAACGAGGUGCUAAAGAAGAAAGCCUUGAAGAAAUUUCGUCAAAAUUGAUCCAAAGUAUUUUGCAGGCGAAAGCUGAUCUACAGAGCCAGUACGAACAAAUGGUGGAGCUGCAGAGCGACCACAGCGACGAGGGCCUGGCGUGCGACGGGGCCGCCUCUCAGGCUGCGGUCCGCAACCUCGGCUUCUCGUACCGGGCGCACGAGGCGGCCGGCGAAGACGCGUUGGAGGAAGCGGAGGAGGAAGUCCGGGUGCUGUCGGAGAAGCUGGCGGCGGCGAGAGAUGCGCUGCGCCGCCAGCAGGUCCAGAUGUGCACCCUCUUCGCCGCUUUCAAUUCGCGAAAAGUGUGGUGCAAGGAAUGUGAGGAGCGGCGACAGGAACAAGGCCAGCUGGAUAGCCUGAAACUCUGGGGCAGCGGAGACGAACGCGCGCCCUCUGCUGACGGCACUGAUGCCCACUCGCAGCAGAUGACCGAAUCGCACAACGUAUCCGAAGUACGACCGCCUCCAGAUUCCGGUGCUACAGGAGCGACCGGCGACAUAGUGUCGGCUGGCACGUCCACCGUUUCGAGGUACACGCAGUGCCCACGAGAGGAUUUUGCGGCUCAGCCGAUACGACGCGAGUUACCCGAAGGGGAGUCGGAGCUGUGCGAGAAACUGUGCCCCCUCUGCUCGAAGGUGUACGGGCCGGAAUAUUCGUUUGAGGAGUUCCAAGAGCACGUGAUGGACCACUUCCCAGAAAAUGAUGAAGACGGAGAGGUGACUGACAACUACGUGCUCCUCUAGCCCACUGUCGGCUGGAGUGGCCACUUCAGCUUUUGCAUUCCACCGUGUGUUCUAUCAUUUAGGAACACUCGUCUCUCCUUUCCGGAGGAGGGCACAACUCUGUGUCGAGGCAUUGCGUACGUAAUGUGACUUCCACUAGUUGUGGUGAACUUUUGAGAGUAGAAACCCUACGUGAUGUGGGCCUCAAAGCUGUGUAUUCGGUAGACUGUGUGUGAGGUCUGGGAUAGACAGGCAGAUACUGAAGUCACAGACCUGUUUGCAAUGGUGCUAAAUUUAUUUCUGAAAAGGUUUCAACAAAUAUAGCUUAUCUUAAUACCAGAUGUAUCAUAAAGUGAAACAAGUUUUCAAAUUUAUGAAGGUAAAAGUGUUUUUAAGAAGCAAGUCUUUCAUUGUAAGUUGUUUGAAGCUGUGAAACAGUAAUACACUUAAUUCAAUAUUUGUCAUGUUAUACUUUUCCAUGUGUUAAAUUGUACUUAUUUUUAUUUGUUAGUGGGGAUCUGGUAUGUCCUCCCUCCUUUUAUGUCUUUCAGUUUCAUGCCUGUGUGUCUGUUGUUUUCUCCGAUAGAGGAAAUGUGUUGCAACAUCUUAAAAUGUGUCCAUAAAGUCUGAUAUGUUUUAUUGUGAAAGUUGCCUUACUGCCCAUUUCUGUGUACAGCACACCUCAUUUGCAACUUGUGUGUAUGAGGUGAAAAAGUCAUUACACUGUAGUGAGUGAAUGUGUGUGUGUGUGUGUGUGUGUGUGUGUGUGUGUGUGUGUGUGUAAGGGUGGAGGGGGGCAGUUUAAAUGACAUCACAACUGAACCAAAGCCUUGUAACAGUGCACAGAUACGAUUUUCAUAGAUAAAAGAAUGAAAGAUUGAUAAGAAUAGCUUGUGCAUACAAAGAGCAAAGUGGGCAUUACAACAGAUCUCAGUGUUUUAUCCUUAGAGAACUCAUGGGAUUAUUUUUUCCCCCCACAGUGACUAUUUACUUUCAUUGUUACAUCUUUUAUUUUGUGUGUAAAUCUUAAUAUUUCCAUAAUAAAAAGAGAGAUUGAUUGUCA